This is a messenger RNA of Aedes albopictus (Asian tiger mosquito), 2251 nucleotides long. Its product is annotated as lipase 3. Bases 446 to 2050 code for a protein of 534 amino acids. The record is from RefSeq and is a predicted model, not a curated record. The transcript has 5 exons. NCBI's taxonomy places the organism in Eukaryota, Metazoa, Arthropoda, Insecta, Diptera, Culicidae. Gene Ontology annotation, biological process: lipid metabolic process.
UGUUACUGUUAUAUAAAAUCAAAUAAAAUUUUUGCACAUUUACUGUUACAAACGACACCUUUCUAGUGGCAACAAUUUGAAAUUCUGUCCCGUGACGGUAUAGUGCACAACCCAAAAACUCAUAAAGUUCGGCAUGCAAAUGAAGCUCGAAAAUUCAACGAACUAACCUCUUGGCCUAUAUUGUGCGAUAAACCAAGUCAUUUAGCUAACCGCGCGAUCGGUCAAUUCCCGUUACUUACACAUCACCGCGACGAGUGGCGGAACGGAAAUAUCUUCUGCCUCCUCUCUAUAUGUCAACUUGAACCGGCUUUUUCCGUGUCCUCUUUCAACAGAAAACAAAAACACGCGGCAUAAAAAAAAAGCAAAACCGACGUGAAUCCAUCAGUGAAGUGCGCGCAUCAAGCCCGCACCGGUAACCGGUUAUCGCCCCAUCAUCAAGGUAGCCAUGACCUUGGUCAACAGCAUCGGCAGCGGCGGCCCUUCGGCCGUCGUUUGGUUGCUUCUGCUCUGUUGUCUGGGCAACCACCAGCCUGCUGUGGCAGGUGAAAGCAUCUUCGAUAACAUCAUCAACCAGCUGAUGUCGACGGCGGCUACGGCUCAGAACUACCUGGACACCACAGCUGGACCGCAGCAAAAGCAGCAACAAUCAUUGGUUGAAGAAUCGUCGUUGUACUCGGUGGAUAUCUCUUCAUCAUUUUUGGGAAACGGACUACCGACUGUUGCCAGCUACGAUGAGAAUACGCCCUUUUGGAAUCCGUUCACCUGGUUGAAACCACGGGCCGUUUCCAUCCCGUACAAUCCCGACACGGAUUUGACUACGCCGGAAAUCGCAGUACGCCAUGGCUAUUGGGCCGAGUCGCACACGAUCAAAACAGCCGACGGCUAUCUGCUCACGUUGCAUCGGAUUCCAUGCGGUCGGGUUGGCUGCGCUGGUUCUACCGGUGGCAAGGGUGCCGGCCAACCGGUGUUCCUCCAGCAUGGGCUGCUGUCCAGUUCGGCCGAUUGGUUGUUGAGCGGUCCGGAGAAGGCGUUGGCUUUCAUCUUGGCUGACGCCGGGUAUGAUGUAUGGCUGGGGAAUGCCCGCGGUAACACCUACUCGAGGAAGCACGUGUCGAUGAGCAGCGAUGAGACGGCUUUCUGGGACUUUAGUUGGCACGAGAUGGCCCUGUAUGACAUUCCGGCGGAGAUUGACUUCGUGUAUGGGAUGAGAGAACUUGAGCAAAACGACACCCGGCGGAAUCUGCUGUACGUCGGACACUCGAUGGGUACGACAAUGGCGUUCGUAAUGCUGGCCAGCAAACCGGAGUACAACGACAAAAUCCAGGCGGUGUUUGCCAUGGCGCCGGUGGCUUUCAUGGGCCACGUGAAGAGUCCCAUCCGACUGCUGGCCCCCUUCUCGCACGACAUUGAGAUGGCGCUAAACCAGUUCCCCACUCUUCAUGUUCCCAAUUGGGUAGACGGGGUCGCGACCGACAUCCUCAAGCGAUGGUCGUUGCGUCUGUUGAUGAUCCUGAAGUUCUUCGGAGGCAACGAGUUCAUGCCGCAGAACAAAAUCAUCCGCUACCUGGCCAAAUACGGCUGUGAGCUGACGGAAGCCGAGAAGUAUAUCUGCGAGAAUACCGUAUUCGUGCUGUGCGGGUUCGACAAGGAGCAAUACAACGCCACGCUGAUGCCGGUGAUAUUCGGACAUACCCCGGCGGGAACUUCGACCAAGACGGUGGUCCACUACGCCCAGGAGAUCCACGACAGCGGGAAUUUCCAGCAGUUCGACUACGGUGAGACGGAGAAUCAACGACGCUACGGUCAGGCACUCCCCCCGAGCUACAAUCUGGACCAGAUCACCACUCCGGUUGCGCUGUUCUACGCCAACAACGAUUGGCUGGCGGGACCGGUGGAUGUGGCCAAUCUGUUCAACCGGCUGACGAAGACGUCGAUCGGUAUGUUCAAGGUGCCGAACGACAACUUCAAUCACGUGGAUUUCCUGUGGGGCAACGACGCUCCGGAAGUGGUCUACAAGCAGCUGCUGAUGCUGAUGAAGAGGUACAAAUAGGGUAGUAGAAGUAAUAUAUGCUGGUAAGAAGGUUUGAGGAUCGAGAACCGCAUUUAAAUUCCUAGUGGCAUUUAUACUCCUUAACAUGACAAAUUCGAUGCUUUAAUAUUUUGUUACAUUUUUUUAGGCGAUAGAGUAGUUGAACUCCAGAUGACAAGGAGUUUUAUACAUGCUUAUUAUAUACAUACACUUAUUUGUAGA